AUGAGGAAGAAGCUGGACACGCGCUUCCCCGCUCCUCGGAUUAAGAAGAUCAUGCAAGCAGAUGAAGAUGUGGGCAAGAUUGCUUUAGCUGUACCUGUUCUAGUGUCCAAAGCAUUGGAGCUAUUUCUGCAAGAUUUAUGUGAUCGGACAUAUGAUAUUACAAUUCGAAAGGGGGUGAAGACUGUGGGUUCUUCCCAUUUGAAACAGUGCAUUCAAACGUACAAUGUCUAUGACUUCUUGACUGAAGUAGUCAGCAAAGUUCCAGACAUUGGUCCUUCUGAUGUUAUUGCUGAUGAUAAGCUUGGCAAAAGGAGGAAAGCUGAAGAAGAUGGAAGGGAGGAGGAAUUAAAGAGGACAAGAAAUGGGACAGAAAGCUAUACAAGCAAUGGCAGAGGCCGUGGGAGGGGCCGUGGGAGAGGCCGCCGUGGACGUGGAGCUUGGCGGGAGGUUGUCACAACUCAUGAACAAUUCGCGGAGAACCAAUCUAGCAAGCUAGCCAGCCUAAAGGUGGAGGUAGCAGAUGAGGCCCCGAAUGCAACUGAAGCAAAAGUGGCUACUACACCAGUGAGCAAUGCCAGGGCUUCCUUAAGGAACAUUGACUUGAAUUUAGAUCCAACUGAUGAAGAGGAUGAGGUUACAGUGCCACCCCAAGCCCAGCUGCCAGCUCCAGCAACUAGUUCCGCCACAGCCACUGCAGGACCUGGACCAUCUGCUGGACCAUCUGUUCCACAGUCAAAGGAAGGAACAAAACUCAAGGACUUUCUUGGUGCUUGGGAACUGCCUGACAUGAACAAGAUGGAGAUGGACCCUGUCCAGUUUGCUUUGUCAACAAACCAUAGAUUGGAGGAGGAUGAGGAUUAUGACAAUGAAGACUAA
Molecule: messenger RNA, 876 nt
Organism: Miscanthus lutarioriparius
Lineage: Eukaryota; Viridiplantae; Streptophyta; Magnoliopsida; Poales; Poaceae
Source: the annotation of a GenBank genome assembly